UUUCCCACAACCUCCGUAGAGUUCUAGAGAAGUGGCGGGAACCAGUGAACUCGGCGCCGAACCUCUCAUCGCCGUGAAAAUUCCCCCCUCCUCCAAGCGAAGAGUCGGCGCCGACUCAAAUCGAUGGCGAACGAGGAGACCAAAACCCUAGACUCCACCCCUCGAAGAACCACAAGGUCCUCUUCCUCCUCCCUCUCCCUCUCUUCUCCUCAAAAACCCUCGCUCAAUCCCCCAAACCCUCCUCCCCCCUCUCUCCCCACCGAUCUCUUAUUCUCCGCACAACCCAUCACACUAGACCAGUUACUCUCCAAUCUCCCCGGAAGAAACCCUCAAAUCCUCGAGGUUUUGCGCCUAAUCGGCCCCCUAAAUUCCCCGACGCAGCCGAUUCUCCUCUACGGCGGCGUCUCCACCGGCAAAACGAGCACCAUUUUGCAGGUAUUCCGGUAUUUGAACCGCCCCUUCGUCUACGCCAGCUGCCGCUCUUGCUAUAACCCUAGAAUCCUCUUCGAAUCGGUGCUGAAUCAGUUGCUUCGUCAUAGGCGGAGCCGGAGCAGCGGCUUCGCCAGCUCCAAGCGGUGCGAGAGGGCGUCGGAGUUCGUUGACUUGCUUCGGGACGCGUUGCUUCGUGUGUUAAACGAGUUGAAAGAGAGAAGGGGCGGAAAAGGUGGGAAUGGGGAGAUGGUUUAUGUGAUUUUCGACAAUGUGGAGCUCAUCCGGUCGUGGGAUAAGAGUUCUCUUAUUCUCUGCUUGCUGUUUCGGUUGUUUGAUAUUUUGAAGAUUCCCGAAUUGGGUUUGAUCUACAUCAGUAGUUCGACGCCCGACGCUUACUAUUCAAUGACCGGUUCGAUUGGGCCGAAUGCAGUGCACUUCCCAGAAUACACUUUGAAUGAUCUUCAUGGCAUCUUCAUGAGAAACCAGGAGAACCCAAAGCUUUAUUCCUCAUUUUUAAGUGUUGUUCUGAAACCCUUCUCCAGAGUGACUAAACGUGUCGAUGAAUUGGCAACUGCUUUUGAAUCACUAUUUAGGAAAUAUUGUGAACCUUUAACUGAUUUGAAACUUUUUCCUGACGAGCGCAUGAAGAGAAGGUUGUUCGAUUAUAUUCAGCCGCACCUAACUGCCUCUCUGAAUGAGACAUUUGAUGUUCCUGUGAGAAGCUCGUCUGAAUCCGCUAAGGAUGGAGACUAUACUAAGAAGGGGAGUAUUAGGAAGACCGUAGGUGGCAAUGAUUCGUUAGCGGAAUUGGAUUUUCAUAUGUCUGUGUCUGCGAAAUACCUUCUUCUUUCCGCAUUCCUUGCUUCGAGAAAUCCAGCUACCCUUGAUGCUGCUCUCUUUGACUCAACUGGAGGAUCCAGUAGUCGCAAGCGUAAGAGAAAGAGCUCUCAGGCAUCGAUUGACCAAAAUGAUCAUAAGGCUGAAGAAAUUCUUAUUAAGGGACCGGGAACUUUUCCCUUAGAGCGACUAUUAGCUAUAUUUCAAUGCAUAACAUCACUCUCUGAGGAAGCACUCGAGGAAGAACAGCUUCAGGAGGGGAAGGGAAUUGAGAAUGCGACUGUUGGGUUAAUGUCUGAUGUUUUAUUGCAGCUGUCUACUCUCUGCAAUGCUAACUUUCUAUGCAAAAGCGGAAGCUGCCCUUUGGAUGGUUCCAGAAGAUACCGUUCCACUAUUGACGAAGACUUUGCAUUGAAGGUUGCAAGGAGCAUCAACUUUCCCCUGUCGAAGUAUAUCUACAGAAGAUAGUCCAAAGACCUACAUAUAAUUCUGCAGGAACCACUGCAUCAAAUUAAUUGUUUAAAUUUUUAUCUAUGCAUGGAUACAUUGUACAUUAGGAUAAUUUGAGAGAGUUAUAAUAGUUGAGAGGCUGUGUAAUUCGAAAGAGCUUAUUAGUUUCGUCCGGCAAUUUGUAUCAGUUUGUUGAAUUUGCUUGUCUCUAGACUCCCUACAGCACAUUGUUCGAUGAAUCAAUCGAUCAUGG
Ananas comosus (pineapple) is the source of this 1972-nucleotide messenger RNA. Its product is annotated as origin of replication complex subunit 1. Lineage: Eukaryota; Viridiplantae; Streptophyta; Magnoliopsida; Poales; Bromeliaceae. Gene Ontology annotation, biological process: DNA replication initiation; DNA replication. The record is from RefSeq and is a predicted model, not a curated record. Gene Ontology annotation, cellular component: nuclear origin of replication recognition complex; nucleus. The transcript has 4 exons. Gene Ontology annotation, molecular function: DNA replication origin binding. The coding region runs from base 124 to 1737 and encodes 537 amino acids.